Molecule: messenger RNA, 468 nt
Organism: Dioscorea cayenensis subsp. rotundata (Guinea yam)
Lineage: Eukaryota; Viridiplantae; Streptophyta; Magnoliopsida; Dioscoreales; Dioscoreaceae
Product: NADH-ubiquinone oxidoreductase chain 1-like
Exons: 2
Coding region: 1-468 (155 amino acids)
Biological process (GO): aerobic respiration
Cellular component (GO): membrane
Molecular function (GO): NADH dehydrogenase activity
Source: RefSeq, a predicted model, not a curated record
AUGCAGGCAGCGAAAAUGCAAAAGAGAAGAACAAAGAUUCCUGACCCUAAUGACUCAACCACAAAUCUAAAAUCUAAAACAUACAUUGUUGUUCCAGGGGAAAUACUUGGUUUAAUUCUACCACUUCUACUAGGGGUAGCCUUUUUAGUGCUAGCUGAACAUAAAGUAAUGGCUUUUGUGCAACGCCGAAAAGCUCCUGAUGUACUGGGAUCGUUCAGAUUGUUACAACCUCUAGCAGAUGGUUCGAAAUUAAUUCUAAAAGAACCUAUUUCACCAAGUAGUGCUAAUUUAUCCCUUUUUAGAAUGGCUCCUAUGGCUACAUUUAUGUUAAGUUUGGUCGCUUGGGCCGUUGUACCAUUUGAUUAUUCUAUGGUAUUAUUAGAUCUGAACAUAGGGCUACUUUAUUUGUUUGCCAUAUCUUCGCUAGGUGUUUAUGGAAUUAUUAUAGCAGGUUGGUCUAGUAAUUAG